Molecule: messenger RNA, 3262 nt
Organism: Verruconis gallopava
Lineage: Eukaryota; Fungi; Ascomycota; Dothideomycetes; Venturiales; Sympoventuriaceae
Exons: 2
Coding region: 271-3063 (930 amino acids)
Molecular function (GO): polygalacturonase activity
Source: RefSeq, a predicted model, not a curated record
AGCGGCGCAUGGAUUCGACGCCUCCAUCACGACAAACGACGAUUACGCGGUGAUUUUAAGCCCUCCUUGCGCCGUUGCGGGCGCUUUCAUUGGGCUGACUCUACCCAUGAUUCCCGCCCGCGUCCUGACUCCUGUCCGGGGCAAUUUCCAAUUCACAGUAGGGAACAGUAAUAAAACCGGCGCAAUUCCCAUUCACCUCGUACAGCCAAGGCCUUCCUUCACACCUUCGCUGCAUCGAUUCGCUUUCACACAUUCGUUUACGAGGACACGAUGUCUUCGCUCAAGUCAUUCGUUUUUGUUUCUUCCUUACUUCCCGCAGCCUUCGCGGGUUCUUACAACACCCCUGUCGUUUCGAGUUCUGUUUCUUUGAUCAGAGGGGGGGCAUGGCCCAGCCUGUCCGCGAAACCUUCCAACUCGCCCGGUUGCGACGAAUCGGAUUUUGAUCCCACCAAGUCCUGGCCGACUUCCGCCAUCUCAACCUAUGUUACCACUACUGUCGAGGAAACGCCAUGCACUGCUGGCCAGACAGUUACGAGCAAUGGAAAGUCUUGGGUUGUUACGCAGGCUACCACUAUCACUGUAACUAAGACCGUCACCGUCACUGCUGGGCCUGGAGGUUCUUCGCCAACAGGUACUGCACCGGGCAGCUCGUCCGGUAGUCCUGGAUCAUCUUCUUCAAGCUCUUCAAGUGGCAGCACUGGAGGAGCACACGGAGGUUCAACUGGCGGCUCGACUGGAGGCUCUACUGGAGGCUCCACGGGAGGAUCAACCGGCGGCUCUACAGGUGGCUCGGGUGCACCGGGCUCGAGUGGAAACGGAAGCUGCUCCUACUAUCUAGAGGACAUCAAGCAUCAGGGUAUUGCUGCCUUCAACAGCAACCCUAGCAGCUAUGUCGUUUUCCGGGACGUGAAGUCAUUUGGUGCCAAGGGUGACGGAGUUACGGAUGACACAGAUGCCAUCAACGCAGCAAUUAGCUCAGGAAACCGAUGCGGCCCUGAUAACUGCGCACCAGGCACCGACACCACCACGCCCGCGGUUGUCUACUUCCCCCCGGGAACGUACGUUGUGUCCUCUCCAAUCAUUGACUACUAUUACACCCAGAUCAUCGGCAACCCCAACUGCGUCCCCGUUAUCAAGCCAAGCGCAGACUUCAAAGGUAGCUAUGUCAUCGACGGCGACCCGUAUCUAUCCAGUGGGAACCUAGCAUGGGGCUCGACCAACGUCUUUUGGCGCCAGAUUCGUAACUUUGUCCUGGACCUGACCUCUGUUCCUGCUACCACGGGCCUCGCUGCGAUUCACUGGCCAACUGGACAGGCAACAUCGCUCCAGAAUAUUCAGUUCACCAUGUCUUCUGCGUCAGGCACUCAACACGUCGGAGUCUUCAUCGAGUCUGGCUCCGGUGGUUUUAUGACCGAUUUGACAUUCACUGGCGGUCUGUACGGUCUCAAUGUUGGCAACCAGCAGUUCACCAUGCGAAACCUCAAGUUCGACGGCUGCGUAACCGCCAUCAAUCAGAUUUGGGACUGGGGCUGGACCUACAAGAGUCUCUCCAUCAACAAUUGCCAGACUGGUAUCAGCAUGGGCUCUGUCAGCACCGACACUGGUAUCCUUAAUGUCGGCUCCGUCGUUGUGGUUGACUCUACUUUCAGCAACACGCCCGUUGGUAUUGCGAUGAACCGCUCGAGCACAGAUCCGAGCCCGGCCACAGGCCAAGCAGCCAACAGCUUGAUCCUGGACAAUGUUCAAUUCAGCAAUGUUGACCAGCCCGUCACCGGCCCAGGUGAUGUAACUGUACUGUCUGGUACCAGCGUUGAGACAUGGGGCCAGGGCCACUCUUACACACCACAUGGUCCUCAGGUCUUUCAGGGCCCUUUCACUUCCCAAGGUCGUGCAUUCACAUACGUCGAGAAGUCGAAGCCUCAAUAUGAGUCGGUUUCUGUCUCUGGCUUCUUGAGUGCUCGUGAUGCCGGUGCUAAGGGUGACGGCGUGACUGACGAUACCGCUGCUCUAAACGCCGCUAUUGCCAAAGCUGUUUCGUCGGGACUCGUUCUUUUCCUUGACCACGGCGAUUACCUCGUCACCGAUACUAUCUCCGUUCCAGCUGGCGCCAAGAUUGUAGGCGAAUCCUACCCUGUCAUUCUUGCGUCGGGUGCAAAAUUCUCCGACAUGUCCAAUCCACUACCAGUCGUGCAGAUCGGCCAGGCUGGUGACUCCGGUUCCGUCGAGCUCUCUGACAUCAUUGUCUCCACAGCUAUUAUCAAUGGUGUUCCCCAAGGUGGUGCAAUACUGAUUGAGUAUAAUCUUCAGACGGAGGCUGGGUCUGGCUUGUGGGAUGUCCACACCCGUGUUGGCGGCUUCAAGGGCUCAAACCUACAGGUUUCCGAGUGCGUCAAGCAGCCUGGUAGCUCCGCCAUUGUCGAGCAAUGUAUCGCUGCUUUCAUGUCCCUCCACAUCACGAAAUCUGCCUCUGGUUUCUAUGGCGAGAACAACUGGCUUUGGGUUGCCGAUCACGAUAUCGAAGAUGUCAACCUGACCCAGAUCACCGUGUAUGCAGGCCGUGGUCUUCUCGUCGAGUCUGAAGCUGGUGACAACAUCCUGUAUGGCACUGCUGUCGAGCAUCACACUCUCUACCAGUAUGCCUUCAUCAACGCCGGGCCCAUCGUCCUUGGUCAGCUUCAGACUGAAACGGCAUACUAUCAGCCUACUCCUGCAGCGCCGCAGCCAUUUUCCAUCAAUGCAAACUACGACGACCCAAGCGUCGGCACCGAUGGGUGGGGCUUAUACGUGAUGAACUCCAGCUCAGUCAAGAUCCUUGGCGCCGGCUUGUACAGCUUCUUCAGCAGCUACGAUGUGAACUGCUCUAAUCAGGGCAACACAACCAAGUGUCAGAGCUCGAUCGCUAACAUCGUAGACUCCCAGGUUGAGAUCUACAACCUCAACACUGUUGGAACCCAGUCUAUGAUUGAUGUUAGUGGCCAGAGCGUCGCACAAUGGAGCGACAAUAUGGAUGGAUUCGUCUCUACCAUCGCACUCUUCCAGAUUUCUGGAACGAGCAAAUUUUAAUUUCUUUUUUUUCUCUAUCAUGUUAUAGCAUGUCAAGAGGCAAGUCCGGGCCGAAGUUUCAAUUCUGAGAGACGACAUCACAGGGUGCUGGAUUAAUGUCUGGACGUAAUUUCUUGGCUGUAUUGUUACAAUCCACCACGACAUGCCAAUGCAUACGAUUUCAGCGCCAGAUUAGUUUCCUACGAGACCAUUUUUGAAC